UGACUUUUUCCAUUUUCUUGGCGUCAAAAUUGUUGAAAAAUACUUUUUAUGUCCCGUAUUUUUGCUAUAAUAUGUAGAUAAUUAUUUCACAACAUGUGAUCGUAUAUAUAUUUGAAUAAUCUGGUUAUCAUCUUUUGCUUUACUUACAGACAAUUUUUCAGUCCCCAGUUAAAUAGACGGAAAGGAUUUAUUCCAUUGAUAACACAAUUAUCAUGUGUCAUUCUCAUAACUUAGUUCAUUGGAAUAGUUAUCGGACCAGUUAAAUGGUAACUGAAUAAUCAGCCCUAAGACACCGACUUUUUAAUCCCAACUAUCACAUACAUGUUUACACUGCACACUACAUUUUUCACCUACUGACCUACAUUACUAAUCGUUAGAACCCCAUGACUCACACCCAAAUCGAGUUACAUGACACAACAGCUGACUCAAACAAAGCCUUCUAACAACUAAUAGCACCAAAAGUGCAUCGUAGGGUUACUAAUUUCAAGAACUUACGGCAUCAUGAGAUUACGACCGAGCUGCAGUGCGGGGCUGCGCGGGACAAGGGGGCUUGGGGGGCAAAGGGGGGAGUCGCGACCGGGUCACGAGCGCGCCCAGUGCGGCCGCGGCGCUCCGCCGGCGCGGACACGCCGCGAUGCUUACCCAAAACCUGUGAAAAUGAUAGUCGAAAUUCAGGAGGAAGUUAGAGGAAAGAGGCCUUUCAAGAUAUGGGACAGCUCUCGCAACGUGAGGAAGGGACUGGUGGUCACUAGUUUCGAGGAGCUUAUACACAGAGGAAAAGAGAAGCUUUCAGUAUCAGCGUCAGAGCCGGUGCGGCUGGUCCUCGAGAGCGACGGCACGCAUGUAGAAGACGGGGACUACUGGCGUACACUCCCUCCCAACACCAUCUUACUCCUGCUCAGGCCGGGCGAGAGGUGGUACCCCACCGGCGUCGACGUCAUCAAGGCUGCAAUAUCAGCGAUCCCAAAGAUAGUAUGCGAGACUAUCCACGCCCUCGAGCUACACGAUGAGACGCCCUCAUGGAAGAUCAUGGACAACAAGGGGCGCGUCACGGUGGUGCUGCACUGGGACCAGCGGCCGCAGGCCUCGCCGGCCGCGCGCUCGCCCUCGCGCCAGGCCAAGCCCGACCGCCGGCCCUCGCUCGUCAUCCAGACCUCGCUGGAGCGCGCGCAGCCGCCGCCGCCGCACAUCACAGUCGUCAACCACGACGAGCCCGGCCCUGCCCGCGCGCGCCUCGCCCGCUCCGCCGGCUCGCUCGAGCACGCCCCGCCCGGCGCCGUGCACGUGCACACCGCCGAGUGCUCCGCCCCCGGCCCUCCGCCGCACCACGCGCACGGCCCGCACUCCCCUCGUCCGCCGCCCGACGAGUGCGACUUCCACUGCUGCGCCCUACAUGAAGAAGGCCGUCGCAUAGCCGUGCACAAGAGCGUAGCCACCUCGCCCAUCCAGGACGCCCAACCCCGAGCCUCCCCCCAGGGCCGCCCUAAAGGUCACGUGCGAUUUCUCGACGCGGAGUCCGCCCGCCGCGGCGAGCGCGACUCCAGUGAAAGCGAAACCGAGAAUACUCUAGUUGAGGACGAGGCCGUCACCUCAGAGAAGUUCCUACUCCUCAUAGACCAGCUCAGCGUCGACCAAAAACGCCAUCUCACCAUCAAAGACAUAGGUAUCAUCCUAGAGCGGCUCAGCUCGAAAAUCCUCGACGUGGAGCGACUCGACCGCGAGUCCGAGUCCGACGACUGCUACAACUGGACGAUCAAGGCGACGAUACGCGGCGACGCGCUGCGCGAGCUCGGCGUCAUCUACAACGGGAACUACUACGCGAUCAGUGAGCACCCGGGCUACCGGGACGAGAACGAGGAGGCGGGGGACGAGGCGGAGGAGGAGGAGGAGGAGGACCGGCUCUGAUCGGGCCUGUGCGGCGCCGCCGUGCCCGCCGCCGCCGCCGCCGUGCGGCUCGUCUGCCGCAUCGCCGCGCGCUGACCGCGCACCGCGCCGCCGCACGCCAUCCCGACCCCGAGCGGGCCGCCCCGGCCCUGUAGAGACAGAGCUGCCCGGACGCCUUGCGUAGGGCUCCGGACGCAGCGAAACAGUCAGGAGCUCAGAACGAAGCGCCCGUCGCGCUGUGAAUAUUUAGAGACUUAUUAUGAAAUUUGCCGCCCGCCCCGAGCGGCGAGUACUAUAUUAAUAAUAGCUGAAAUUACAUAUUGUAAGUAAACUGACUUCCUAUCGAUUUCUAAGGUGAUUACUGAUUACUUAAGUGUAGCGGUUGCACCGCGCGCGCACAAAAUAUUGGUUACCCGAGUGUCAGUAGUUAUAUUCUUAGGUAAAUAACAAAUUAUACACGUGUUAGCGAGGGUUCCGUUUGUCGCCCGCGCCGUGUUCACGAGCAAGGCCUAAAGUGAGCGUUGCGUGUACGUUAUAUCAUGAGCAUCCUGGUUUUAUUAGGAUGUAUACGCAUCUGUGUGAAUUAUAUAUGUAUGAAUGCGAUGCACUUACACGUCGAUCGAUUAACACGAGGGUCAAAUAUGAACGAAUGUUGGAAAUUCAAAUGUAUGUAAAACUGUUUGAAAGCAAUCUGUUGUUAAUAUAAGUGAGGGAAAGAUUACAAUGGGGACUGGUAUCUAAACCGAAGCCGGCGCUUUAGGAGUGAGUCACAAGCCAGGGCUAUGUUUCAGAGAGAAUUAAAUAAAGAAAGCACAUUUAACACUAAACAAUAGAUAAAUAAAAUUAUAAUUAAUAAAGGACGUUUAAAGGUUGUACUUAACGAUACGAAUAUACCGUCGAGCAAAUACAUCGUGCCAAAGUGGUAUUGGUAGUCGUAAGUUGAUUCUUGUAUUUAUUAGCCGUAUGGUACAGUAGUAUAUUAUUGUAUAAUGUUUUUAAUUUUUGUAUAGAACCGACGUGAAGCAUUCACUAAUGUACAUGAUAUUGGUAUAAUGAGGUUCAAUGAAUACCCACCGUGGUGUAACUUAAAUUGUAUAGCUAUUUAAGAUGUAAUGUUAACAAUUACUAUUAUUAUUAAAUUAUUAUGAUUAUUGGGUACGUUUGCGGUGUGUGUGGGUGCCGGGUGGUAAAGAAUGCGAGUGGUGAAUAGACUAUCCUAUUUGUAUUCAAUAAAUAAUUACUGACUUCUUAGUCGGGAUUUAUACCGAGUUUACAUGAGCUUAAUAACGAAUUUUCAGUACAAGUUUCGCCAUAAAACCUUGAUAUGACUAAACAUACCGUACCGUAGACAAUUGUCUUGUAAAAAUGCGUAGCUGUACAUCAUCAUGCGAAUAUGUAGUAUCUACGUAUUGCCUCGGCUACGAAAAAAACUCCGAGCGAUCUAUGCAGCGUCGAGCGCCGCAAGUAAAAAAUAAAUGUACUUGUAGCAUUUGACGCUGCACGCGUAAGCGUUGAGCUUAUUCGCUCGGAGCGUAAUUUUCUUAGGAUAGGAAUCGCUACUCGCGCCUGAUCCGCCCGUAAUUGAGUGAUCGUGCAUUUUUUUAUAGAUAUUCUUUUUUUAUAGAAAUUCUGUGGAACAAUAAUUUGAUCUGAAAUUCUCGCUAACUUACCUAUUAUCUGCAGAGUAACUUUUGGUUGGAACUAUCAGAGUUAACAUUACCUAUGUCUAACGUGUUAGAGUAUUGUAGAAUAGUACGCGGUAUUUUCAUUUAUUAAUUUUUUGGAUGGAUUUAUAGAAACUCUUGAGUUUUAUUUUAAGGUUUGAUAUUGUGAUUGUCUUAAAUUAUUUCAAACUAAGUAUUACUCUUUCGAUGGUAAGAUAGAAAAGGAAGAAUAUAAUUAUAAUUUCUCCCGGAUAUCUAUUUAUCCCAGUCGUAUCGCAGUCAAAUAAAGUGCCGACGGCGGAUGACGUCAUUAUUUUGCUCAAACUUAUAAAUUUAGUUGUUGGGAAGCAUUUAAAUGGCGUAAAAUAUAGGCCAAGGUCAUUUCAUGCCCCUUAUUAAAUGCCAGUAUUAACAACAACACACUUACUGUCCAUUAUUGGACUUUAAGUAUUUCCGAUUUGUCACUUAAUACGACGAUGGUACAUAAUGUAACCUCCCUGCUGGGAUACGGUCAUUACUAUUUUCAGAAGCCAGAUAAAUUUAUUUUGUAUUUAUAUUUAUAGUAUACAUUCCAUGCAGAAACGUUUGCUGCUUUACUUACUGUUCUACCUCUCACCUCCUUCCUUUCGAUAGCUUUUAUUAUCGUGGCAUGAAUGCUCAGUAUAAUGUAAGUGUGCGGCCGAGUCGGUUUCAACGAAGUUAAAAACUAUAAAUAAGGACUUAACGCAGAUGACGUCAUUGGUAAAAUGUUUAUUGACUGAUCAGACAACAACUAACGCGUGUAAAGGCAAGUGUUACAAUAUUGUAGUUCACAUUUAGAGUGCCCUAUUAUUGGUAAUUGAAAAUUAUGUAUCACCGACUAACCCAGUGGUUUGCUAGCUUGCAAGCCGGUGCCUUGGAGACCAUCGGACUAACCUGUCAAAAGAACGUUUUCCCCUUAGCGUCAUCUGUAGUAAGCAAGUGAGUUUUAACUUCUGACGCUCUCAAACGGCGUUUCUCGCUCACGACUGUGUGAUUAGUAACUUGCUUACGAGUUACUCGCCUCGUGACUAACAAUAAGUCGGGAAUGAGGUGCGCCGCGGCCACCGUUAGAGUAGGUGCGGUGAAGUUUACGAUCAUGCGUUAUUCCUCUUUCGAUUUGAAUGUUUAUGAGGUUAUGGACGUAAAAAAAUGACUUUCAAGAGUACCACAGAUGCAACGUAAUUCCGGGCGAAAUGUCUAUGAUACACAUUUUUGUCAGAUAGAACCUUAGAGCAUUUAACUAACCGGAGAUGACUUGCCUGUAAUUUUCUGUACAAAAAAGUCUCCUGGUUUUUGCGAAGGAGGGGCAAGUCAAAUGUCUGAUAAACGCCAUGCUAGAUAAACGUCAGUGCAUUCAAUAAGUAUGACGUGAGUAUGACCACUGGCCGAGGUUUUCAACAAAGGGGUAAGCUCUUAAAGACGACUCCGGUUGGUUAAAUGCACUAAGGAUAGAACGGAUAGGAAAACUCUGUCAGAUGAGAUAGAACUGACGGAUUUCCGGCCGAAAUUCCAUCGCGUCUGAGGCUAGCCUUAACUUUUUGUUCUGUGGAAGAGUGCUUACGAACAGACGCACUGAUUUGUGGUUCACAACAAGCUACAACGACAAGUUGAUGGUUAAGUCGGUACUUCUAUAGAGCCCAUUAUGCAAUUAGUUUGUACAGCUAAUGAGUCUAUGGUGUUACGGUCCGUUACGCACAUUUUUAAUCUAGUUAAAUUUCGUUAUAUUAUAAAUAUUUUUAUGUGUAUAGGAGUAAUAAUAAAGAAUUGUAAAUGGUUUGAUUCUCGCGUUUCUCAUUUACGGCGAGAGCGACUGAGAAAUUAAAUGGCAUGUGGUUAAUUGAUUAUCAUUAUUGUGAGACUACUUAUAGAAGUUAUAGAUGACAUUGGUUAGUUUUGAUUGCGGAGUUUGUUUAGUGAAUUUUUGUCCGUGAGAUUGCAAUGCGCCUGCAUUAGAAGCGCGAUCUUGUUAAAGUCUGAGAUAAAGCAUUUGUCUCUCUGGUAUUAACUACACUAGUAAGGGACUAAAACUUUAAGUUGGACAUAAAAUCGAUCAUGCUCGCAAGUCUGCUGGUUUUAAUUAAUGACUCGGUUGCCGUUGGGGGCCCUGUGUGAUGUGAAAAAAAGGCAAGAGCUCCGAGUACGAGUAUUAGCGUCAAGCGUAAAAAACUAAUUAUAGAAGUUACAAAGUUGCGCUGCAGUUGACGCUCACACUCUAGCAUCUUCAAACGUACAUUUAUAUUUUAUAAAUGUGUGGCAUUUAAUGUAACCCCUCAGCGAAUUCACUCGGAGCGUUUUUGUGGCCCUCAGUUCAUAUAUGUAUACAUAGCAAUAGCACUGCCCUCCGGCAAAACCUUGUAAAUUGGGAGCCGUAACAUAACGCAUACAUAAGUAACACGUUAUUAAUAUACAUAACGUUUAGAAAGUAAUAGCUAAUGUAAUACAUUUCGUAAGAGACUUUCUGUUUUUACAUGGUAUUAGACGGAUCGGAUAUGGUGAAGAAUUCUGUUCGGUUGUAGACAAAGUAACAUUUAAUUGUUGAUCACGCAUAAAGUACUUAUUACCUAAUUAAUGUUCUUUAAACGCUUUUAAAAAUUAAGUGAUUUAGCAUUGUCACCAUCACACAUCAACAUCAUUGAACUGGAAACAAAGAUUAUUUUAAUAGCACACACACGUCAUAACACUUAUGUAGUAAGCGUUAUUGACGCGAUUGGUCCGACAUCUCACUAUUACUAUCGUGGAAAGGGUUAAAAAUUUCAACAAAAUCAAAUGUUGCUUUGUCUGCAAGAUUGUUGCCAAACCCCUACGAAUAACACAUACGUAAUAUAUUGAAUGUUACUAGUACAUAAUGACCAUAUAACCAAUAGGCCGUCUAGCACUUAAGUAGGGGAACCUACCAUUGUCAAACCUACGUGCCAAAACCAUUUUUAUAAUACCUUUGUGAGUUUGAUGUGUGUUUGGCAAACAGUAGCAGCUGUAUGUAGCCCGUAGUAUGUGACUUCUUGAGUGGAUGUUUGAGCGAGGCAGGGCUUACGAGAUUCAUGUGAAACAAAUGCAAGCGUAAAUGUAUAACAAAUAUGCGGGUGUUCUUAGUCCACGCGACACAGGGCACUUUGCCGCUUGUCGCCAUGCUGCCCGCUCCGCUAGACGCUUACCACUCGGGUCGUACACUAACAGGCUACGGGGUAGCGCUACGCUCGUAGCUUAUUAACCCAAUCUGCGCUAAUUACUACACAUUGUCGUUACGUCACCACGCAUUGUCUCUACAUACAAGGAAAACUAAUCAGAGGCUACGGCAUAGCGCUACAAGUUAAGGUUAGCAACGAAUUUAAUAAUAAAUAUCUCUUAUGAUUAUGAAUAUUGCUGGCUUUGUUUGUCAAAACACAUAACAAAAGGUGUAUGUUUGAGUGCCAAUUACUUUAAAAAUAGAGAGAUAACUCCUUAAAUAUAUCAAUCAAAUGAGUAUAAUCCUGUAUUAAUACCUCGACAACGAAGCGCGCAAGAACUCACUUGUGGCUUUGCAGAACGCUCGACGAUAAUUAUGUUUUUUUUUUUAUAUUAUAGGACAUUAUUACACAAAUUGACUAAGUCCCACAGUACGCUCAAUAAGGCUUGUGUUGAGGGUACUUAGACACAUUAUAUAUAAAAUAUAAUAAAUAUUUAUAAAUACUUAAAUACAUAGAAAACACCCAUGACUCAGGAACAAAUAUCCAUGCUCAUUACACGAAUACAUGCCCUUACCAGGAUUUGAACCCGGGACCAUCAGCUUCGUAGGCAGGGUCACUACCCACGAGGCAAAACCGGUCGUCGAGGCAAAAUUUUGUUAUGGACUUUUCUUUUUCCUAAGAUGUCGAUACAAUUUGGCGGAUAGACAAAGUUCAGAAAUUUCCCUAUUCUUAUAAAUCUUAUAAUAGAAUCCCUGUUCUAUUAUAAAAUUAUAAAAAUCGUUUCCUGGUCAUAUUUUUAUAGUAUGCUUAACUCGUUCGCGUCUUUUCCUGUAGACAUCGCUAAGUUUAGAGAAUCCAAAGUUAAUUUUUAAGCCAUUCCUAACAUUUUUCCAGUACUUGAGACUCAAAUGAGAAAAACAUUAUCCCCCUUAUUCAUAAACGUGUACUAAAGUUACGAUGCCGCUGAUCAUCGUUUGUCCCUUUCCAUCAUACCAAUACGUCGGAAAGGGACAAACGAUGAUCAGCGGCAUCGUAACUUUAGUACACGUUUAUGAAUAAGGGGGUAUAAGUAUAUAUAUACCUGGCUGGUUAACUUUUAUGUAUUGGCUACAAUAGUAGGUAACCUUUUUCUGAAAUGUGUUUGGCGCCUCCUGAGGUACAGUCAUGUCUGAAAACAUCGACACGAUCGAAGUCCCAAAAAUAUGUAUACACGACCUUAUGGCCCAUUUAUUGGGGAAGUGUAUACAUAUUUUUGGCACUUUGUCCGUAUCGAUAUUUUCAGACGUGACCGUACCAAAACGUAUAGUAAUAUCGGAUUUAUUUUUUCCCACGAAUGAUUUUGUACCUAUUUAUUUCGCUCAAGGUACCGCUGGUGUGAUAUCGUGGAGGCGGACCUGCGUCGGCUGAAUGCCAAUUCAUGGCAGGAAACCGCGCUGGAUCGGGACAGGUGGCGUUCUCUCGUUUCGGAGGCCAAGAUUCUUUUUGGAUCGCUGAGCCAAAGCAGUUAGUUUAGUUAGUUAUUUCGCUCAAAAUAAGGAGCUCUUCACACCAGAUUUUUUUUAUCCAAAUCUAAAAAAUCGGCCAAAAAAAGGUUGUCAGUAUUGCGUGCUUUGUUAUGGAUGAUAUUGAGCAAUGAUUCAAGUUUCUAGGGGUUAUCUUUCGAAAAUUACGCUCCAAUGUAAUUGUUCCAUAUUUUAAUGUUGCCCUAUGUAUGAUCUGUAUUUGGAGGAUGAGAAAAUUUGGGAUUAUUGGUGUAAUUAACAUUAAUGUAAGUUUUUUAUGGGAAUCACGCGGAGAGCGGUGAUGACUAUGAUAUAUAAAUAACAAAAUGCCUUUUUGCUGGUCAAAGAUAUGCAAAUGUCUAAUUGAAUGCUUGAAAAUCACGAAAGUUCAAAUCAACGAAGUGUGGUCGAGUAUUCAAUUUUUUUUUUCUCAGUAUUACAGUUUAAGGUACAAAUUUAAUAAGAAAUUAAAUGCAUUUUAAGGUUGUCUGGAAGAGAUCGCUCUUUAGCGAUAAGACCGCCUGUGGUCUGCCUCUAUCAUUAAUCAAUUGUUAUUUCUUUAAGCUGUAUCUUUUACUGAGGUGUGCCAAUAAAAAAAAUCAUUAUUUCAUGUAUUUCUAAAAUAAAUACGAUCAUACAAAAACAUUUGCCUUUGAAAGACAUUUUGUUGUCAUUUAUGUAUCAUAGUACAAAAUAGUGAUGGCCAGUUCCAAGCGCCUUGUGACCAGAUCCGGAUACUGGUGCCGGUACCAGUAUCGGUUUUAGCUGGGUAAUACCGGGUUGCUGUUCAGCAGUACCGGUUCCGGCUACGCAGUACCGGUUUUCGAUACUCUGUAGCACCGAGCUUUGCUAGUCAGUACCGGUUUCGCUAGUCAGCAGUACCGGUUUCUGCUGGACAGUACCGGUUUCUCGGCGUUUGUGUUACCGGGCAGGCGGAGGCGCGCUGCCCCACCUAUUUUUGUACCGGAUACCACGACCGAGGCAGUACCGGUUUUUAUUUGAUUUAAAUCGACGUAUUCGAGAGAACUUCACUGCCACUAAUUUAAAAUAAAAAUAUUGGAAAUGA
Molecule: messenger RNA, 9301 nt
Organism: Cydia pomonella (codling moth)
Lineage: Eukaryota; Metazoa; Arthropoda; Insecta; Lepidoptera; Tortricidae
Gene: Drep2
Exons: 4
Coding region: 502-1905 (467 amino acids)
Biological process (GO): regulation of apoptotic process; apoptotic process
Source: RefSeq, a predicted model, not a curated record